AUGAGCUCUAUUCCAAGGCAACAAGUCCUGGUCAAUACUGCACCUCCAUAUGUGGCUCUGAGGCCGAACGAGAAACUGGCUACCGUAAUGACGGUUGCUACAUCGGAUGCCAGUGGUGGCGCCGGGAUUGAAGCCGAUCUUAAAACAUUCACUGCCCAUAAAUGCUACGGGAUGACAUGCUUGGCAGCUUUGACGGCUCAGACCCCACAAGGCGUUUACUCCAUUCAUGAAGUGCCAAAAGAGCACUUCGAGCUGGCUUUGAAGUGCAAUCUACGCGAUAUGCAGGUAGAUGCGAUCAAGACGGGGAUGCUGACCCAAAAUGCAGUCGACGUAAUGCAAGAUGUUUUAGGUGCAAUGGCUCCGCAAGAUAGACCCCCAAUGGUGGUAGAUCCAGUCCUCGUGGCAUCCUCUGGUGCUUCAUUGGUCAGUGACGAUUCAGUGAUUCAAGGUAUCAAGAAAUUAGCGCUCUUGGCAACGCUUUUGACACCCAAUGUUCAUGAAGCAUCGAGACUACUGGGUAUGUCAGAAGAAGAACUCAACUUAACUAGUGUUGAAAGGCAAAUACUCAUAGCCCAGAAGCUCCAGAAGGCCACUGGGUGUCCAAAUAUUCUACUGAAGGGCGGACAUGCGCCUUGGACCGAUGCUAAAGGUAACCAAUAUGUGACAGACGUUCUCUACACCAAGAAUGGCAAGUGUGUGGUGUACCAGAGUGAAAGAUGUGACUCCGAGGAUACACAUGGUACAGGGUGUACUCUGGGAUCUGCCAUUGCAAGUAAUUUAGCCCAUGGAGAAACGCUAGAACACGCAAUAUACGGUGCUAUUCAAUACGUUCACAACGCCAUUCAAGUCGGCUGCACCGUUGUGAAGCCGCACGUUAAGGGAAAUGGGCCUAUAAAUCAUGUUUAUGCUAUCAAAAUGCCCUUGCAGGAGAUGGUCAAAGACAUGUGCUACUCCGCACACGCCCUGGCGAUCAAUGACGACGAAGAUGUUGAAGAUGAGGCGGAGAUGGCACGCUCUAAAAGCAGCAGUAGUCGCAGCAGCAGUGCUAGCAGUUUGGUUUCGCAGAUAAGGGACUCGGGUCACUUUUUCGAAUAUUUGAUCUCGGAUCCCCGUGUCAAGCCCUACUGGGAUUCCUACACCAAACACGAGUUUGUAAGACGGGUGGCAGAUGGCUCUUUAGAGCGCGAGAAAUUCAAGUAUUUCCUGGAACAGGACUACGCUUAUCUUGACAACUAUGCCCAGGUGCACUGUAUCGCCGCUAGUAAAGCUCCCACCUCUGAUGACUUCGACAAGUCAGUGCAAAUCGUCACUUCUAUCAAGACGGAAAUGAGCAAGCAUCGUGAGAAAAUGGCGAAACACUUCGGUAUUCAAGAUAUGAAGCAUUUCGACGAUAUCAAAAUGGGCUCAGCGCUUAAGAAUUACGCUCGCUUUUUCGACGAUGUGACCAAGCACGGAACAUGGGUCCACAUAUGUGCGGCACUCUCGCCUUGUUUGAUGGGCUACGGGUGUGCCUUGAGCGAAGUCAAAGACAAAAUCACUGUUGGUCAAGAUGACAUCUACUAUUCGUGGUGUCAGGACUACUUAGCACCAUGGUAUGUUGAUGCUAUGCAAGAAGGUCUUGUAUUGCUAGAUCGUGUCUGUCAGAUGACAGACGACUGGGACGCGCUGUGCGAAAUAUACGCUACUGUAUGUAAGCUUGAGACUGAGUUUUGGGACGCUGCCUUGGAUUACGAUGCCAACACUCAAGAAUAG
Messenger RNA from Lachancea nothofagi CBS 11611, 1752 nucleotides. NCBI's taxonomy places the organism in Eukaryota, Fungi, Ascomycota, Saccharomycetes, Saccharomycetales, Saccharomycetaceae. The record is from the annotation of a GenBank genome assembly.